GAAGGGUGAAUAGGGAGCCGCCGCCUUCCCGUCCAAUCAGCAAGAGGUGGAACUCGUCCAAGUGCAGAACCGGGUCUGCUAUGAGCUGCCUGAUGCGCAGAGCAGAGCCAGACUGACAGGGGGGCCAGGGAGACACACAGGGGAAAGAGAGGAAAAACCCUGCCAACAGCACUCACAGACCAGCCCAGCUCCAAAAAAACGGGAUCAGCCUCUCCUGGACCGCGUUCAAGUCAGCCCAGCACAGCCACCCUCCAGGAGUGCAGGAUUGCAAGUAAAGCUAGGCACAGCAGGCACUCAGGCAGCUCUCACUGCCUUGUACUUUGACUUCAUCACCCUGCCAAGACUAUUUUCUUCCGGCUCUGCUCUUUAUUCCUUACACGUAUUUAUAUAAAACCAUCGCACGAGCAAACAGCAAACACAUCAACCCACAUAAGACUCGCAGUCACUCCCGGGAACUAGAUUUGAUAAUAAAAAAACUAAAACAAACAAAAAAACAAAAAAACAAAAACAAAAAAACAACCCCUGCCAGAGAGAAAUUAGCUGUCACCUAAGAAAUGUGAAGCCACCGCGCCUGUGCUGUGCUCAGAUUACAGGAUCCCUUUAAUUUAAUGCAAUACAGUGCAAUGGAUGAGUUCCAUCCAUUCAUUGAGGCUCUUCUUCCACAUGUCCGUGCAAUCGCUUAUACGUGGUUCAAUCUCCAAGCCCGUAAGCGCAAGUACUUCAAAAAACAUGAAAAGCGAAUGUCGAAGGAUGAGGAGAGGGCAGUUAAGGAUGAGCUUUUGAGCGAGAAGCCAGAAAUCAAGCAGAAAUGGGCAUCCAGGCUCCUAGCCAAGCUGCGCAAAGACAUCCGCCAGGAGUACCGGGAGGAUUUUGUGCUCACGGUGACAGGGAAGAAGCACCCCUGCUGUGUGCUAUCAAACCCAGACCAAAAGGGCAAGAUCCGGAGGAUCGAUUGCCUGCGGCAGGCCGACAAGGUCUGGCGUUUGGAUCUGGUCAUGGUCAUCCUCUUCAAAGGUAUCCCCCUGGAAAGUACAGACGGGGAACGGCUAGUCAAAUCACCACACUGCACCAACCCAGCACUUUGCGUCCAGCCACAUCAUAUAACUGUAUCGGUCAAGGAGCUUGAUUUGUUCUUGGCGUACUAUGUACAGGACCAAGAUCCUGGACAAUCAGGAAGCCCAAGCCACAAUGAUCCUGCCAAGAAUCCACCAGGAUACCUUGAAGACAGUUUUGUAAAGUCUGGAGUUUUCAAUGUUUCAGAGCUAGUGCGGGUGUCUAGAACACCCAUUACACAAGGCUCUGGAGUGAAUUUUCCAAUUGGAGAGCCACUAAGCCAGCCAUACUAUCACGACAUGAACUCAGCGGUCAGCUUACAGAGGUCACUGUCCUCUCCACCAAGCAGUAAAAGACCCAAGACCAUUUCUAUAGAUGAGAAUAUGGAGCCAAGUCCAACUGGGGACUUUUACCCUUCUCCGAAUUCACCAGCAGCUGGAAGUCGGACAUGGCACGAUCGAGAUCAAGAGUUCACAGGCCAGCCAACCAGAAGCAAGCAGUGGAAAAUGGAGGAUGUCGAGGCUUCUGACUGUUGUUGGCUUAAGAUCAAAAUGCAAGAUAUGUCCUCCCCAACAAUGAAGAAGCCUGAAAAGCCAUUGUUUAGCCCAACAUCUCCACAGGAUUCUUCGAGACUGAGCACUUUUCCCCAACAUCAUCAUCCGGGGAUUCCAGGAGUGGGACAUAGUGUCAUCUCAACCAGGACUUCACCAUCCCCUCUCCCGUUUUCAACCCAAGCUAUUCUUCCUCCGGCCCCAAGUUCCUACUUUUCUCAUCCAACGAUCCGAUAUCCUCCACACCUGAAUCCUCAGGAUGCCCUGAAGAACUAUGUUCCUUCUUAUGACCCGUCCAGCCCGCAAACAAGCCAGCCUAACAGCAGCGGGCAAGUCGUAGGAAAGGUCCCUGGCCACUUCACUCCUGUGUUGGCGCCAUCACCCCAUCACGGUGCAGUGAGACCUGUCACACUAACCAUGACUGACACCAAGCCCAUCACUACAUCCACUGAAGCCUACACAGCCUCUGGCACAUCGCAAGCCAACCGAUAUGUGGGACUAAGCCCAAGAGAUCCAGCCUUCCUACACCAGCAACAGCUGAGGAUUUGUGACUGGACCAUGAAUCAAAACGGCAGGCAUUUAUACCCCAGUGCCAGUGAGGAUACAUUGGGAAUAACUUGGCAAAGAAAACUCCAGAUAGGAAAGGUUAUAAGAUUGCUUCUGUCUCCUGGUAUUUUAGAAGAGAAGAGACCUUUCAUUGAACAGUGGGCAGUCUCUUUCUGCAAACAAAGUCCUGGUACCUGGGCUAGUUUGGUUCCUUUCCAAGUAUCAAACAGGACAUCAAUCCUGCCAAGCAAUGUCCAAAAUUAUGGGCUAAAUAUAAUUGGAGAACCCUUUCUUCAAGCAGAGACAAGCAACUAAGUAAAAAAAAAAAACUUAAAAAAAUGAAUAAAUAAAUAAAUGAACAGAAGAAGGAAGAAAGGACAUGAAGAAAAGAAGAAAAAAAACACGAAAAAGAGAGGAAACUGACCAGCAUUUGCAGCACUUACAAUCACUGAUUCCUUUAACCUUUUUUGUACUUGCAGGACCUGCAAGGCAAUGCCAAGCAUUAGCUUUCAGGACUUCACAGCACUAAGGGGUUAAGGCUGAAGCAGUCGUGACACUGAAAGGGUGGCUAAUAUAUUUCACGGAUGGGUAGAAUGCAACUCCUGCUAAACUAGCCUUUGUUAUCUGAUGUCCGCUGGGAAAUAGGCACUCUUUCUCCACGACAAUAUAUUUUAUAUGACUUUUCUAGAUGCCUUAAUAAUUGCAUGAUAAGCUAGUCCUGUUUGGUUUUAGUCUUCUUGUUGUUUACGCAUGGGAACACUACUCCCAUUUUUCUCACUAAAGAAAGGCUGUGAGGCAGCUUCAGUGCUGCAAAAUAAUGGGCCGCAAUUCUGCCCGUACCGCGGAUCUCCUUAUAUAGAAGAGUUGUCAUAUUUUACAGCAUGUGGAAAGAAAAUACUAAAUGACCUUCAAUCAUUAAUUUCAGGAAGAGAUGUAACUACAAGAAUCCCUGGUAUACACUUUGCAUCAUUUUUAAUGUGCUACCUAAUUUGAGAUGUCAGCAGAUUUGUGUCCAUCAAAUUAUUGCUGAAAUCAAUUGCCUUUGUACAUAUAUACGGAGUUCCCAGCUCAAGAAUCAGUGUAACAAUGGAACAUAUUGCCCAAACAAAGAUUAAAUUAGAGGCAAGUGCUAGUAAAUAAUUAUUUAAUGGGGCAUAAUUAUAGUUAGUCCUUUAGCCCUCUGACUCUAAACUACAGGGCUUGAAAAGCUACAACCUGCUUAGUGCCAGACAAAACCUAUGAUGUUCUGGUACUGACAGGUAAAAAUAGAUUACAGAUAUUUAAUUCCCUCAGUGUUUGAGGGCUAUUUUAAAGAGAAAUCCAGACAAAUCAUGUAUUUGAAAUAUUGAAAGGAAAGGAUUUGUAGCACUUAUAUUGGUUAGGCUACCCAAUAAGGGGCCAAGUGUUUAUUUAUUUAUAAUUAUCGUUUUCUGCGGGGGGAAAGGGGGUGGGCAUCAGCAUUAGUAAGACAGAGCCAAGACACAAAAACAUAUACUGUACAGUUCAGCUGUCAGUCUGCCUAACGUGAAUAGCAAUGGCUUAUAGACCAUGUUCUUCUGCUGAAGUGUGUAUGGCGCUGUCAGUAAAUCGCUCUUUAACCCAUAUCCUCAAGAUCAAAUGUAAUUUCACAUGGCCUACAGAAUUAUGCCUCUUUUAACUCAUAUGGUAAAAAAAGAGAAUAGUAAUUUAAUACACUAUCCAGUAGUUCUAAUUUGCACGAAAAUAUAAUGUCCACGUUACGUGCCUUGCCUUGAAUUAAAAAAAAAAAAAGGUGACAUCACUAAAGUUGUUUUGCUGCAUUUAUUAUCAUUUUAAAUCUUUACCAUUUUUAUGACAAAAUAUUUUGUACUCCAUAGAGGAAAGAACAAUUAUGUAACAUCCAGGAUUUUUUAGACAGCUAUACCUUCUCACAUUUAUAAAGCAUAUCAUGGCUGUGUAUAAUUGCCGCUUAAAAAAAGUAGUAAUCAACCAGCAAUAUUUUCAGUAUUUUGGUGUUUUUUCUACUAACCUUUCAUGUUUUUCAUCUUCCAAUUAAUGUGGGAAAGUGGGAGGGAGCAGGUAUGGGUUAAAAUUUUUACAAAUUAUGCAAUACCAAGUUUUGCCUAUGUACGUAGUGCUUUUAGCAGUAUUUGGUUAUUUUAGGUAAUUUCGCAGAUAAAAAAAAAAAAAAGAAAAGGAAAAAAAAAAAGAAUUUAAUGUAUGCUUUUUUUUUUCAAUUGACCAAAGUGGGUACUGCUUUUUUGCAGUGUGAUGAGGUCCUUUUGUGUACUGACAUGGAGAGGGAAGUUUGUUUUAUAUAUGCGUAUAAUAUAUAUAUAUAUAUAUAUAUAUAAAUAUAUAUAUUAUGGGUGGGCGGUUGGACAAAUGGAAAUUUUAGCUCUUUAUAAGGCUGCCGUAAAGCAGAAUGCCCAUAGAUUGGCCAUGACUGCAAAGUGACCCAUAUUGUCUGCUGUAAUACAGAAUCACAAACAUUUGUUCUUAAAAGAAAAAAAAUAUAAAUGAAUAAACAUAACCAUAGUGUAAUGAAAUUGAUUUAUUAUGCACCCUAAAAAUACUGGAAUAUGUCAGGGAUAAGACUUGAAAAUCUUUCACUGUAAUGUUAGUCUCAUGAGGCUUAUACCACAGCGUUUCUCACUGUAAACAAAAGAGUCAUGCAUACUGCACAUAACGUAGUAUUGCACAUAUACUACAAUUCAUUUUAGUUAAUGUUUCUAUUGACUACAAAGCCUUAAUAUUUAUAAGGAGUAAAAAAUAAAGUAUUUUAUAUAUGAAUAAAUGUACAUGUUACCUUUAUUCAGUUUAGUUAAAUAAUAGUCUACCUUUGUCCCAUGACCACUAGAACAAUUCUACAUUGCAGAAUUUUGUCUGCCAUUUUAAUUUAUUACUUCCUGUGUAAAGCAGCAAUUUUGUUUACUUUUGAUCAUAUUUAUCCAUAUUAAUAUAACCUACAUCAACAUUGUCAUUCACAACUCUUCUAGAGUCAUUUCCCUUCAAAUUCUUCUGUAAAACAUAUCUUAGGAUUCCUUUUAUCAAAGAUUCAUCUGGACUCCUUAAACAGUGACCCUGUGCAGGCAGCAGUUAAUUUUAAUUAAUGGCAGUCAUUGAUCACUUUACAAGGCAGAGGAUGAGUGCCUGGUGAAUCUCAGUGAAUGUUCUUUAUUUAAUAUGAUUUUACAAACCCCCCGGUGUGAAUUCACUCAUCAGUUAAAUACACAUAAGUGAAACAUGGCAGCAGAAUUGAGGAACCCUGGUGACCACAUCCUCAUACAAUUAAAUGUAUUAUUGUUCUCACUGCCAAUCACAUAAUGAAUAGAUAUAACUGGGAUUAUGUGCUAACUCCAUUUGAUUCACUCACUCAGGCGAAUCUCUUAAAAUACUCAAUAGCACAGCAGGAAAACGAACGCAAACAUGAACUUGUGCGAACCACUACAAUGAUAAUUAUCCUUAUAUCAACAUACACAUUAAUCUCCUCUUUAUUAGGGCUAGUUGUCAAAGACAAUCAAUAUGACAUGAAAUAACGUUUUAUUUGGAUAUUUGCACUUUUUAGCACAUUUAAAUGGUGUCUUUAAGAAUUGUUACUUGCUUGUAAUGGAGCUUGUAAAAUUGCAGACCAUGUCUGCAGAAUAUCUUAAUUUACCAACAUAAUUACAGUAUCUUGAAAAAAUUACAUAAUUAUGAGGCAACGCUGUGGUUUCAUUCUCUGACCUUUCUUCUGUAGUUGGGUUUCUCAACUAUUUUAUUAUUCUAUUUUCUGCUUGAUAUCCCUUUUUUCAUCUGUAGCUGUUUAGCAAAUGCACACUUGUGUCUGUAAAUGUUAAUACAUUUUCCCAAGCUUUUUGUACCAAUUUUAUAUUUUACUGACAGUGAAAUAUUCACUUAACCAGCAGGAAAAAGUAAGGUAUUUAAUAUCUGAUAUGUGACACUACUCUAACAAAUUUAUUUUGGCGCUUUUUAUAAUACAUGUUGAGAAACCCUGCUAAAAAAAAAUCGUAAUGAAAUAAAGGAAAAUGUUUAUUUUAAUUUGGCCUUCCCCUUUAAAAUAAAUAAAUUCAGGUUAAAAUGUCUAGCACCUUGUCCCUCUCUUCCACAUCGAUUAAGAUGACAACUUGUAACAUUACCAGGCACCUAAUCAUCCCGCAUAAACUGUUCUGCCUCUUAUUUAAUUGCUUUGCAGUCUUGGCCUCUUGGCGUUGCCUCUGAAGUGUGUUUCCCCUAGAGUGACAUGAACUUUUUAAGGCUUAGUAAAAGAAAAAAGGAAAAAUAACAGUAAAGGAGACUGUACAUAGACAUGGCAAAUAAAAAAUAAAAUCCUAAAUUAUAGCAAUAUAGCUAUGGGGUAAUGUUCAGAUGGGCAGCUUGAAAAAAAAAAUAGAUAAAUAUGUGAAUGAAUCUGUGAAGCUGUAAGUAGCGAAAACUGAGGGGCUUUGUAAUGAACCUUACAGACAGUUAUUUGUACACUGUAUAAUUUUGUUAAAAUUUUUGUUGAGUUACACGUGCCCUCCUUUGUAAAGCUACCUUUUUAGCAUUUGCAAUGGGAAUAUAUUUUAUUUCCAUUUUUUAAAGUAAACAAGAAUAUUGCUUGUGUAGGAACUGGACUUGGGUUAAAACUCUCCGGAUCCUUAAUUUAUGUAUUAGAAAAAUAAUAAAAUAAAAAAAGUUUAAAAAUGCUGUCCAUGUUAGGGAUUUGUUUCAGAGUCACUUGUACUUAAAAAGUAUAGGUUGCUAAACAUUUAAGAAAAAAUGUAAAUGGAGAAAAGUUAUAUUUUAUGAAGGUUAUUUUGUUGUAUUUAGUAUUUGAAAAAGUUGGUUUUUGGAGCAUUUCAGAAUGUUGGAAGCAUCACUGUCUUAGUUUAUAUGUGACUGUCCUCUAGCAAAAUGAAUUUUGUGAUUGUGAUUACAUGUUGGUAUUUAAGAACUGAGUAUGCACAGCGAUCCUGAGAAAGCCGAGAACUUAGAACAGAACUCUUAAAGUCACACAUGACCAUGUCCUCAGGGAGCAUAAAUUUUGGAUGUGCAACUUGUAGCUUCACAAGGACUUCAUGGAAAGAGAUUGCAUAGGACGUAUUCAUCAGUUACACUACCCAUUUUUCUUUACUUUAGAUGAAACUUUGGUCCGUGAAGACAAAAGCCAGAUGGGAACACCCUGUUAUGUUUAUGGAUAAGGGAUGAGAUGUAUGGCUUUCAGAUUUUUGUGAACUGGGAGUCACAUCUAUACAUUUAAAAAAUGUUUUGUAAGAUUAGAAACCUGUAGAAAUUAUCCCAUAUUCAUUGUACAGUAUUCUUGGUUAAUGAAACAGCUCUAUAAUGUUGCUGGGAGUUAGGCCUCAAGCAUAGUUUACAUGUUCCUGUCAAGGUCUUUUGUUGACAUUAACCAGCUGCAUGCUUCGUGGACAUUUUUUUUAUAUUCCUUAGAAAGAUUUAAAGGUGCAGGCUAAGCUAUUUCAACAGGUGUAGUUGCACAUAAUACUCCAUUUGAAUUGAAGGAAGUACAAACUUUUCCUUCAGAAUUGCACUUUCUGCUAGUUUCCCUGUAAUCUAUUCCCUUCUCCACAACAUUAUUGUGUAGGCAAAGUGGGAGCAAUGCAGUUGGUACUUAACAUGGACAACUGUUUUUGCCCUUUUGCCCUGUCACAAUAACCCUUGCAUCAGACAAAUGUAUUGCCAUGACAACUCUUUGUAUUGUUUCCACACCACAACUGUCAGUCACAUUUUUAAUACUUAAAGGGGGACAAAAGAAACAGCUGGAGACGGUCAAUUUUUACAUAUUUUGUUGCAAUUGAUUUCCUUCAAUGGUUGUAAGUAGUUUUUCUAUGAUAAAAAGGGUUCAAUAGUUAUUACUCUUUAGAAAUAUCUGUGUGUUGCAGUUCAAAUGUAUGUUGGAUUUGUGAAAUAUUAAGCUUUAGUGGCACUUGAUGUCUAAGCUGUUACAUCGUCCCAAUAAGAGUCCUACAUCUGGGAUAGCAGCGUCACCUGGUUACACUAAAGCUAGUGUUUGUAGUACUUUAUUUUCGACAGAAUGGUUUUGAAACUGCUACAGGGACUGAUGUGGCAAAUGUCUCUCUUUAUGCAGAAGGAUGUUUUCGUGUUUUUUUUUUUGUUUUGUUUUUUAAAGAAGUAUGGCUUAUUAUGCAUUUUUCAUUGAGGGCAUUGAAGUUGCACGGACUGAUAAAGUGUUGAUGCAAAAUGAGAAAGAAAAAAAAACCAGCAAAAUGUUUACCAAAAAACUCAAAAUAAGUUAGCAGUGCCUGUUCAAUUUCACAGUCUCACUGUUGAGUUCAGUUGUAAAUAUGUUUCAGAUUCUCUUCUUCACAGAUAAAUAAUAAUAAUUAAAAAAGAAAAAAAAAAGCUACACCAUGUAGAAUGUGAGGGGGUAACUCAGUCCCCAGUCUGGGCUUCUGAAAAAUAAGGUGUUCUUCAUCGAGCUGUUUAUUUGUGCUUGUCAUAUAGGACUUUUUAGAAGCCUGGGAAAAGGUUACCCCCGUAUCAAUGAUAUUUCUCUGAGAACAACCUUUUGUAGGACUGUGUGUUUCUUUAGAUACAUUUAGUACAACUGUAGGUGACUAGUAGUCGGUUUAUUGCUUGCUAGCUACACACCAGGGUUGAUCCAUUUUAAAACUUUUGGCACCUCCUGUACCAUUUUACUCCUUUCUACAGGACACUUGUGUAGAUGUUUUCCAAACGGUAAUUAAUGUACAAACUAUUUAUAUAGUUAGAACACCUUAUUCUUUAUCACUGGUACUCAACGUUUGUCCACCUUUAGAGCACCACAGUUGAAUAAUGAAUUGUACCAUAUUUUAUAUAACUUCUUUCCUUUGCUGUGUUGCUUUCUCCACAGUUGCAAAUCUUUGGGAUGGAUUUACUAAAGGAUAGGUUAACUUUAGUUUAAGACCUCAUACAUAAGGCACCUGCUAUGCAAUGCACUUAGGGUCAUUUCAACUCCCAAUGGCAAACUUAACAAAAAAAAUUAGACAAACCACUGUUAGUGUCUGUUCACCUUGUUGUACAUGUAAUGCAGCAUAUGGAGCUCGUAGAGUAAACAUUACAUUGAACUCUUCAAGCAGUUGCAGUCAUUGGCAAUCUGCUUGCAUUGGUACACUCUUUAGGAUGUCCAGUUGCCAAAAUAACUAAUAGUGACUGAAAUCUUUUUUGCAUGAUUGUGAUGUCUACAUUUUAAAACUGUUUUCCAGACAAAAUGUAUGGUGGUAUGCUGAAUGCAUUUGCAUACUCCAGCACAGUGCUGUAAUGUAUAUUAAUCUUUUCCAUGACCGAUCUCUUUGUCACUUUGUUAGUUUUCAACUGCUUAAUUUUCCCUACUAAAAUGAAUCUAGGCUACUAAACUGAAGCUUUAACUGAUUGUUAUUAGUAAAUCCAUCCCAAUGUUUUGUUGGCUUCUGGCUUGAUAUGAACUUCUGUACAGGACUUAGAGAUGCAAUCUGAGCAAUAUAUCUUCCCAACAAAGGUUGAGUAUCACCCGGUUAGAUAUAUCUGAACUUCUGGGUCUCUAGGACAAUAGUGAGGCAACAAAUAAAAACGUUUUACAUGUCACAACGAUAAAUAAUGAAGCUUUUUUUGGGGGUGGUAAUUUCAUUGGAAAUAACAAAUGAACUCCAAUUUGCCAUAAGUUUUAAACUGGUGUAAAUCAAGCUUGACUUAAUGUGAUUGUUACUGUUAUAUCCAGCCUAUACUGCUAGCAGCUGCUCAUACUGCAGUCAAUUACUGGAAGCGGAUAUAUUUCCUAUGCAAAAACUGUUUAAACAAUAAAAUGAGCUAUGCUACAGA
This is a messenger RNA of Pseudophryne corroboree (corroboree frog), 9929 nucleotides long. It is a transcript of the gene NFIB, whose product is annotated as nuclear factor I B. Gene Ontology annotation, biological process: regulation of transcription by RNA polymerase II. Gene Ontology annotation, cellular component: nucleus. Lineage: Eukaryota; Metazoa; Chordata; Amphibia; Anura; Myobatrachidae. The record is from RefSeq and is a predicted model, not a curated record. Bases 609 to 2465 code for a protein of 618 amino acids. Gene Ontology annotation, molecular function: RNA polymerase II cis-regulatory region sequence-specific DNA binding; DNA-binding transcription factor activity, RNA polymerase II-specific. The transcript has 14 exons.